Molecule: messenger RNA, 719 nt
Organism: Adineta steineri
Lineage: Eukaryota; Metazoa; Rotifera; Eurotatoria; Adinetida; Adinetidae
Source: the annotation of a GenBank genome assembly
AUGCCAAACGGAGAAGAUGUUCGACUUAAAGUUAAUCAUGUUAAGAGUAAGAAAGUUGAAGGAACAUUAUAUAUGAUGAGUGAACGUAUGGGCUGGAUGCCAAAACAUAAAGAUGUAUUUACAAUAUCGUUUGAUUAUUGUGAUAUUAAAUAUCAUCGAAUAUCAUCCGAUCAAAAAUCUAAAAUACGUUUACAAAUUGUUUGUUAUAAUGAAAAUAUGACAACAUUCCAUUUUUGUAAUCCAGUGGGAUUAGAUGCACAAAAAAAAGAUCGUGAUGCUGUUUCCGAUCUAUUGAAAACACUAUUACCAGAAUUUAAAACAAUGAUGGAUCAAGCACUCGAAGUUAAAACUAAAAUUUUGAAUGAAAAUAAAACAGUUUAUCAAUUGUAUAAAGAUCUAGUUAUAAGUGGUUUAGUACCAGCCGAUGAUUUUUGGAGUAAAUAUGUUGAUUUUGAUAAAUUAACCGAGAGUACAAAAAAACAAAAUACCGGUAUAUCGGGUGCAUUUUUAACAAAUAUUCGUCCUGAAUCCGGUGAUAAUGGUGGUUUAAUUUAUAAACUGAACACAGAUACAAUUAUGUCUAUUUUUCGUACAUAUCCAGCAAUUCGAGAAAAAUACGAACAAAAUGUUCAUACUGGUCAUAUGAAUGAAGCUGAUUUUUGGCGAACUUUUUUUCAAUCACAUUAUUUUACAAUGGAUCGUAUGAAUCCAUCUCAUAC